This is a messenger RNA of Onthophagus taurus, 741 nucleotides long. NCBI's taxonomy places the organism in Eukaryota, Metazoa, Arthropoda, Insecta, Coleoptera, Scarabaeidae. The record is from RefSeq and is a predicted model, not a curated record.
AUGUCUCACCAUGGAAUUCCAAUAGAAUUAAGAUCAGACAACGGAAAACAAUUUGUCAGUUACGAAUUUAAACAAUUCGCCAAAGAUUAUGGUUUCAAAAGUAUAACCAGCAGUCCAGAAUAUCAGCAGGCAAAUGGACAGGCAGAAAGCGCUGUAAAGAUUUUGAAAAAGAUUUUUCGCAAGAAUAAAGACACGCAUCUUGCGCUGUUAAUUUACAGAAAUACUCCUUUAAAAUGUGGGUUCUCUCCUGCUCACUUGCUUUUUUGCAGGAGGUUAAGAGAGAAAGUACCAACGCUUAAAUCAAAAUUGGAUCCCAAAGUACCAAAUCAUAAUAAACUGAGGAAGGAAUUUGAAGCCGAGAGGGAAAAACAAAAAGAACAAUAUAAUCGAAGACACAGAGUAAGAACAAACACACAUUUGGAAAUCGGUGAAAGAGUGUGGAUAGUGAACAUGCAAAGAGAGGGAAUAGUGAAGGAGGCGACAACAGAACCAAGAUCAUACAUAGUAGAAACGGAAAGGGAGGAUAUUCGGAGAAACAGAAAACAUUUACAGCCACUACCAACACAGGACAGAGACAAGGAUCAUGCAAAUGUGGAGGAGACCAAAACAGAAAAUGACAAACAUAUAACAAACGAAGAUACAAUAGUCGCGGAGAAAACUAACAAUGAAACAGAAGUACCAAGACGAAGUGAACGUACAAUAAAAGUGCCUCAAAGAUUAAGAGACUAUAUUAGAUUUUAA